This is a messenger RNA of Hippoglossus stenolepis (Pacific halibut), 983 nucleotides long. RefSeq names its product peroxiredoxin 5 (gene prdx5). Gene Ontology annotation, cellular component: cytoplasm; peroxisome; mitochondrion. The coding region runs from base 145 to 720 and encodes 191 amino acids. Gene Ontology annotation, biological process: cell redox homeostasis; cellular response to oxidative stress; hydrogen peroxide catabolic process. The record is from RefSeq and is a predicted model, not a curated record. Gene Ontology annotation, molecular function: thioredoxin peroxidase activity. NCBI's taxonomy places the organism in Eukaryota, Metazoa, Chordata, Actinopteri, Pleuronectiformes, Pleuronectidae. The transcript is spliced from 6 exons.
GCCAAACUCAGAACCUGGAGGAAGGCGGAGUGACUGUAACUCUAGAGGAGGUGUGUGAGUGAGUGAGUUAGCAUCAUACACUGUUAGCACAGACAGGCUAUACACACACAGGCGCGUCAGAGAGCUAGCUAGCCAAAGCUAAACAUGCUCUCCAUCACAUCCAGCGUCAUUCAGAGAACCAGUGUGGUCCAGUGCGCUGUCAGGCUGCUACACCGCUCAGCUACCGUCAACAUGCCCAUUCAGGUUGGUGAACAUCUCCCCGCAGUGGAGGUCCAGGAGGGGGAGCCUGGAAACAAGGUGUCCAUGGAUAAGCUCUUUAAGGGGAAGAAAGGCGUCCUCUUCGCUGUACCUGGAGCUUUUACCCCUGGUUGUUCCAAGACUCACCUCCCAGGUUUUGUGCAGCAGGCCGAGGACUUGAAGAGUAAAGGUAUUCAGGAAGUUGCUUGCAUCUCUGUCAAUGACGCAUUUGUCAUGGCUGCAUGGGGAAAGGAGCACGGAGCAGAUGGCAAGGUUCGAAUGCUGGCUGAUCCUACUGGAGCAUUUACAAAGGAAGUUGACCUGUUACUUGACAAUGAUCAGAUUGUUCAGGCACUUGGUAACAAGAGAUCCAAGAGAUAUGCCAUGUUGGUGGAAGAUGGAGUCGUGAAGAAGAUCAAUGUGGAGCCUGAUGGCACCGGACUCACCUGCAGUCUGUCUUCCAACAUUCUGUCUGAGCUGUAGGCUUAGGCAGAGCUCAAUAACACAAACUGCAAACCUUGAGUCACUGUAAAAGUUGCACUAGUAAAACCCACUUAUCAACUCCCCCAAGUUUACCCCUUUUCCAAAGAAUUAUGCAAAUGCCAUGUGGAUACUAGUGUCGAGCAACACAGCUAAAAGGAAAUUAAUGCGCACAAUUAUUACACAAAAAGCAAUGUAAUGGAACUUGCAUUUACCUCUGUAUCUUGUCUAAUGUGAGUAAAUAAAAAUGAUCCCUUAAGCAAUAA